AUGGUAUUUGGAAGUUUUGAAAAGUGGCAAGUUCUGACAUUCACUUUGACUUUUCUAUGUAUGUCGUCAAGCUAGUUAGUUAGUUAGUUAGUUAGUUAGUUUUAAAUGGCCAUACGUGGGCGAACCAGCGGACCACAACACCUCAGCUCGAAAGACAACUUCAGGUCGGGUUCUGAUGCGACCAUACUCCCAGGCCCGACACCAUCUUGAUUUCUGGUCUGAACCACCUGUCCAGAGGAUCAGCUCCGUUGGACAGAACCACUCUUGGAGGAGUGCCCCGAUAGUCCCGAUGAGGGAAACCAUAUGGUAGGCAAAACCUGUCUAGCCCAUCUGGCAGGGGCAGGAAAACCUUCGGGGGAGAAAUAAAACUUCCUUUUCGGCAUGGCUUCCCCACCUCUGAAGGCCUACUUAAGACAGGGAACGAGGCCCUAUAUUUCAGCUUCAUCAGAAAUGGGUCCUACGAGCUUCAUAGGAGGUGCGCCUCGGAGUCCUAUUUCCGUCAACGUCACCAUUUUAUUUCUCGUAUGUCGUCAAGGCAUAUCUGCUUAGAGAGUUAUUUUAUAGUGAAGCCAGAAGUUCACAACUCUAUGGGAUUUUCUACAACAUGACUGGGAGCAAUGGAUGCUACCUAUCUGUUCUUUUACGCACUUGGGAAUUUUGUGUGUGGAUCAUUAGGGGAUAACAUACCACUUAAAUACGUAAUUUCAGGAGGAAUGGUACUUACAUCUUUCGGCUACGCAUUGAUAUCAAUGCUUGGAUAUGUUGAUGCAAAAUACCCCUGGCUAUUUAUUAUAAUUUUUGGCUUUGUCGGAGUUUUUCAGUCAACAGUAUGGCCUGGGACAGUUGCAGUGAUGGGAAAUUGGUUCUCGAAAACACAUCGAGGCAAAAUAAUAGGCUCAUGGAGCUCUAAUUCAUUUGUUGGAGAUAUUCUUGGAGCUCAGCUUGGCUCCUUAUUACUUUCCCAAGCAGGCUUUGCAUGGGAAUCAGUUGUGAUAUCAGCUGCAACAAUCUUGCUCUGCGUUUCAAUAUUAUUCUAUUUUGUCUCAAAAGAAAGACCAGGCCCUGAAUUUGAACAAGUGAAAAAAUCAAUCCAAUUAGUUGAGCCUGGAGAAGAAAUGUUUGAAGAGGCUCCUAAGAAGAAAAAAGGCAUUUCUUUCUGGAAAGCCUGAAAACUUCCAGGUGUUACAGUUUAUGCUUUAACUUAUGGGUGUGUAAAGCUACUUAAUUAUUCAAUGAUUAUGUGACUGCCCUACUUUUUAGACAAGCAUAUUGAUGUCAGCACAAGUUUAAUCGGGACAAUGGCAAAUUUCUAUGACUUAGGAGCGCUUUUUGGAGGGUUUGGAAUUGGCUGGGUUACUGAUAAACUUGGGAUCAGAGCCCCUUUUGUAUGCAUUAUGCUGUUUUUAGCGCUCCCUACUCUAGGCAUUAUCCAGCUGAUGACUCCUGGGCUUUGGUGGAUGUUUUUUAUAUAGUGUCUCCUUUCUUUUAGCUCAUUGUGAGAAAGUCCAGCAACUUAAAAUGGCAAGCAACUCUCUCUAAUAUAUAUAUCGAUCGGAUACAUAAUACUGCUAUUUGAUUAGUCCAAGCUGAACAAUAAACUCUCCAGCUUAAAGAGAGCUAAAACAAAGGAAAAUCUAUAAUAAAUAUCUUUCUUGGCUUUUUUAUAGGAGGGUCCGAUAUAUUGAUUUCUGGGGUUAUCUCAACUGAUUUAGGUAAAAACGAGCAAAUUAAGAAUGAAGAAGCUUUAGCAACAGUAACAGGGAUCAUAGAUGGAACUGGAGGUGCUGGAGCUAGUCUUGGACAAGUCAUUAUUGGAGUUCUAGCUAUUUGGAGCUGGGAUUUAGUAUUUGGAUUCAUGUUUUGCGUUGGGGUUUUAGCAGUAACCCUUCUACUCAAGUAUAGCUUGAGCAUAUUUUUGGCUAACUCCCCCCCCCCUCCGUGAGUGAACAAAAAAAUUUUGUUCACUCACGGAGGUGGGUUAAUUUUUUUUUUUUAUAUAAAUUUUAUAAAAAAUAUUUUUUUUCGAAAUUUUAAAAAAAUCCUAAUUCACAAAAAUUGGAAAGCAAAUAUUAAUUUAAUUUAAAAAAUUUAUGUUUAAAAAGCAAUUCGUUUAAAAUUAAACAGAAUUAGCUCUAGAUUUCAUUAUACUAAUUAUCAUUUAUAUAUCAAAAUUUUUUUCCAUAACAAAUUUUUGUUCACGGAGGGUGGGUUUUUGGGCAAAAAAUAGGGAUUUUUUCUAAUGGUUUUGUUCACUCACGGAGGGGGGGGAGUAAGGCUUCUCGAUCUUUCCUGGUGGAAAUGAGGAUAACUAAUAUUGGUUUAUCCAGCUCCUCAAGUGGCAUAACCACAUGAUGCAGAGCUUCUGACAUUUGAGGAGUUGGCGAAGAUUAGUUGGCUUUAAAAAAUUCCCUUUUCUUGCCGGGGUAACUCGAGAAACUUUAUUAGCCAAAAAGGCGCUUGGGCUAUAUGCUAUACGAGAUGUGAAACUUUAUAUACAGCAAAAAAAGCUUGGAGCAAAAGUUUUAAGUGGAGUUGAAUAA
Molecule: messenger RNA, 2540 nt
Organism: Blepharisma stoltei
Lineage: Eukaryota; Ciliophora; Heterotrichea; Heterotrichida; Blepharismidae
Source: the annotation of a GenBank genome assembly